GCGGGAAUACGAGUUUCUUGCAAGCAUUUUUUUUCUCGACUUUGUUAUUAAAAUAAUUUAAUUAUUUUGUAAUAUUCUGUUGUUGUUUUUGUUCUUAACUAUCACUAAUUAUUAAAACAAGAUAAGCCAAAAUGUCACAGAACGGACAUCCAAACGAUGAUGUUGCUUCUCCAGCUACCAAUUAUGAGUCUGUAGCAACACCAAGAUCCAAUCGUGAAAACUCUCCAGUUGAUGACUUUGAGCCUUUUGAAAAUGAAGCUGAAUUAUUAGGAGAAUUAACAGCUGACGAAGAUGAAUCUGAAGGAGAAGAUUUGUUUGGCGGUAAUAUGGAAAGAGAUUACAUGCCAAAUCCAAAUCUUGAUCGCUAUGAUCCAGAAAUGUUGGAUGAUGAAGAAGGAUUCAGUGUUAUGAGUGACUCUGAAAGACGAGCAGCUGAAAUGGAAUUGAAUAGACGUGACAGAGCAGCUGGAAUUCACCGUGAUGAUCGUGAUUUGAUAUAUGAUAAGAGUGAUGAUGAAAGUGACAUUCCAAGUCACAAAAGGAGAGCUGCAGAAAAGGCAAUUGAGGGAGCCGAAAUUGAUGAGGAAAUGAUUGAAUCAAUUGAGAAUUUGGAGGAUACAAAAGGACAUACAAUUAAAGAAUGGGUCUCAAUGUUGGGUCCUAAAACUGAGAUUGCUAAUCGAUUCAAGAAUUUCUUAAGAACUUAUAUUGAUGAAAAAGGCCAGCAUAUAUAUCGCGAUAGAAUCAGAAAAAUGUGUGAACAAAAUAAAUCUAGUUUUAUCGUAGUAUUUUCAGAACUUGCUCAUCAUCAACACGUCUUAGCUUAUUUCUUACCUGAGGCUCCUCAACAAAUGUUGGAAAUUUUCGAUCAAGUUGCUAAGGAAAUGGUAUUAUCGAUUUUCCCAACUUAUGAGCGUGUCACUAAUGAAAUUCAUGUAAGAAUAUCGGAACUUCCUCUCAUUGAAGAAUUAAGAACAUUCAGAAAACUUCAUUUAAAUCAAUUGGUACGAACAAUGGGAGUUGUAACAGCUACAACUGGAGUUUUGCCUCAAUUAUCAGUCGUUAAAUAUGAUUGUGUUAAAUGUGGAUAUAUUAUUGGACCUUUCGUACAAAAUCAAAAUUCUGAAGUAAAACCUGGAUCAUGUCCUGAGUGUCAGUCUGCGGGUCCUUUCUCAAUUAAUAUGGAACAAACUCUUUAUCGAAAUUAUCAAAAAAUCACAUUACAAGAAUCUCCGUCAAAAAUUCCACCUGGUCGAAUUCCUCGAAGCAAAGAUUGUAUUUUAUUAGCUGAUUUAUGUGAUCAGUGCAAACCUGGCGAUGAAGUUGAAGUUACUGGCAUUUAUACAAACAAUUAUGAUGGAUCCUUAAAUACAGAUAAUGGAUUUCCAGUAUUUGCAACCGUUAUAAUUGCCAAUCAUAUUUUAGUAAAAGAUUCAAAGCAAGUUGUAAGUUCUCUUACUGAUGACGAUAUUGCAACAAUUCAACGUUUAAGCAAGGAACCAAGAAUUGCUGAUAGAAUUGUUAACAGUAUGGCACCAUCUAUUUAUGGACAUCAAUUUAUUAAGCGUAGUUUAGCAUUAGCAUUAUUUGGUGGAGAAGCUAAAAAUCCAGGUGAAAAGCAUAAAUUGCGUGGAGAUAUAAAUCUCUUAAUUUGUGGUGAUGCUGGUAUGGCUAAAUCACAAUUUUUAAAAUAUGCAGAAAAGAUUGCACCACGUGCUGUAUUUACAACUGGUCAAGGAGCUAGUGCUGUCGGUCUUACUGCUUAUGUUCGCCGAAAUCCAAUUUCUAAAGAAUGGACGUUAGAAGCUGGUGCUUUAGUUUUAGCUGAUCAAGGAAUAUGCUUAAUUGAUGAGUUCGAUAAGAUGAAUGAUCAAGACAGAACAUCAAUUCAUGAAGCUAUGGAACAGCAAUCAAUUAGUAUUUCUAAAGCUGGUAUAAUUACAUCAUUGCAAGCACGCUGUGCAGUUAUUGCUGCUUCUAAUCCAAUUGGUGGACGUUAUGAUCCAAGUUUAACUUUCUCGGAAAAUGUAAAUUUAUCGGAACCAAUUUUGUCUCGUUUUGAUAUUUUGUGCGUUGUUAAGGAUGAAUUUGAUCCAAUGCAGGAUCAGCGCUUAGCAGAUUUUGUCGUCAGAUCGCAUAUUCGUCAUCAUCCAUCAAACGAAGAUCAAGAAAAUGAGCCGAUGGAAGAUGUUAAUGAAAUGGAAUUGCCACAAGACUUGCUAAGAAAAUACAUUGUUUAUUCAAAGGAAAAUGUCAGACCAAAAUUAUCGAAUAUGGACCAAGAUAAGAUAGCAAAAAUGUAUUCACAAUUGCGUCAAGAAUCUCUUGCUACUGGAUCAUUGCCAAUUACUGUUCGUCAUAUUGAAUCAGUCAUUCGCAUGUCUGAAGCACACGCAAGAAUGCAUUUAAGAGAUACAGUACAAGAUGUUGAUGUAAAUUUCUCAAUUCGUAUGAUGCUUGAAAGUUUCAUUUCUGCACAAAAGUUCUCCGUCAUGAAAAAGAUGCAAGUCACAUUCCAAAGAUAUUUAUCGUUCCAAAAAGAUUACUCGGAAUUAUUAUUCUUUAUUCUCCGUCAACUCACAUUGGAUCAACUUGCGUAUAUACGCUUAAAACAAGGUCCUACAGCAACUCAUGUUGAAAUUCUGGAAAAAGACUUAUUGGAGCGUGCCAAACAAAUUGAUAUACACAACUUGAGCAAGUUUUAUGACAGUGAGAUCUUUAAGAAUAAUGGAUUUUCAUUCGACAGUAAGCGAAAAGUUAUUUUACAAAUUGUACCCGAAGCUGCAACAUUUAAUUAAUAUUACCAUACUUAAUGUUAAGUUAAACAAGUAUUUCAUCUCAAACUCAUUUUUUUUUCAAUAGCUUCACAUCUCAUUUGUAAGUUUUUUACAUUCUUAAUUAUACAAUAAAGUUAUUUUCAAGUUUCAAACAUCUUUUUGUUGAUGUCAAUACUCUUAUUUUUUUGUCUGAUCAAAUAUUGAUUACUAUCCGUAAGGGGCUGUUCACUUAUU
Messenger RNA from Chironomus riparius, 3011 nucleotides. NCBI's taxonomy places the organism in Eukaryota, Metazoa, Arthropoda, Insecta, Diptera, Chironomidae. The record is from the annotation of a GenBank genome assembly.